AUGAUCGUACUCCAGGCACUCCAGGUUCUCCAGGUACUCCAGAUACUCAAGGUAGCUCAAGGUUAUUCAUGUACUUCAUAUACUCCAGAUACCCAAUUUACUGAAGGUACUCCAGGUAAUCCGGAUACUCCAGGUACUUCAGGUACGUUAAGUACUCCAGAUAUCUUAGGUACUACAGAUACUCCAGAUAUUUCAGGUACUCCAGGUACUCCAGGUACUCCAGGUACUCCAUGUACUCCAGAUACUCAAGGUACUCCAGAUACCCUAGGUGCUCCAGGCACUCCAGGUACUCCAGAUACUCCAGAUAUUCUGCAGGUUUUCCAAGUAUUUUAG
Messenger RNA from Eurytemora carolleeae, 333 nucleotides. Its product is annotated as ESX-1 secretion-associated protein EspK-like. Bases 1 to 333 code for a protein of 110 amino acids. The transcript has a single exon. NCBI's taxonomy places the organism in Eukaryota, Metazoa, Arthropoda, Copepoda, Calanoida, Temoridae. The record is from RefSeq and is a predicted model, not a curated record.